This is a messenger RNA of Bufo gargarizans (Asiatic toad), 3610 nucleotides long. RefSeq lists its product as uncharacterized. The transcript has 2 exons. The record is from RefSeq and is a predicted model, not a curated record. Bases 671 to 3379 code for a protein of 902 amino acids. Gene Ontology annotation, molecular function: aspartic-type endopeptidase activity; RNA-DNA hybrid ribonuclease activity; nucleic acid binding. Gene Ontology annotation, biological process: proteolysis. NCBI's taxonomy places the organism in Eukaryota, Metazoa, Chordata, Amphibia, Anura, Bufonidae.
GUUAUAUAUGAUCACGAGAACCCCGAUAAUACUGACCUCCCUAGUGAGGAACAGAUGGAUGAAUUGAAGGGUAUUCUGGGAGGAGAAUGUGGGAAAACCAGAGCUGUAACUAACAAAAAGGACCAGCUGCUGACCGAGAUAGAAAAACUAAGACAAGAGUACAGGAGGGUGAGGAAGGACUGGGAAACCAGAGCUCAGGAAGAAUACAGUAGGAGAACUGAAACACAGAUAGGGGCAGACAGUUUAGAACAUGGUAGGCCCCUGGCAACCUCCACCCCUAGAGUACCUGGAAUAAUGCAACCCCUGACAGACAUAUUUUCCAAACUCGCUCUAACACCUAAGGAAGGGGAUAAUAGAGGCACAAAACUACAGCUCCCCAUGAUCACUGUAGGUGACACUGAAGUCCAUAUCCCUCUUCCUUUAGGAUUAAUGAAAGAACUGAAGGAUAUGUGUCCCAAUCCAAAAAAGGACCCUAGAGCAGCAGCAAUGUUUCUGCAGAAGUAUACUGCAGGGAGCCAAUUAACAAUGGAGGAUAUUCAGAUAAUACUCUCAGCCAUAGACCCAGACACUGGCUCCCAAAUCAAUACAGAGGUGGUCUGAGCAUGAACACCCGUCCCCACGGGGGAACAAUCACUAUUAGGGGUGCCCAGAACGAGUCCCGUCCUUCAUUAUGCAUUUUGUUCCAACUGAUUGGCAAGUUUUACCACAAGUAAUACUGCAAAUUGAUGGUAUUACAGUUAAUUUAUUGCUUGACACCGGAGCAACGACUUCAAGCGUAAACAAAAUAGACUUCAUUAACGACAAAUGCACCGAAGGAAGUUCUAUGGGUAUCAAUGGGACGACAGUGAUACAUAAGGUGACAGCACCGCUCCCGGUUUGUACUCUUACGGGGGAACUAGUGACGCACAUGUCUUUUGCAGUCCUGCUAGAAUGCCCCGUUUGCCUAUUAGGAAGGGAUCUAAUGGCAGCAUUACAGAUUUCAUUAGUUUUUGACAAAAAGGGAAGACUGACAGCGACCUCAAUGAAAUGCGACCUGACAAACCCAAAAAGACGUGACAUGAAUGGGUUCUUUUUAAGCAUACCAAUGUCCCUGGAAAAUCAUCCAAUUUGGGCAAAAUGUAAAGACUCAGUAGGAACGAUUAACUGUGAGCCCUACCGGCCCUGUUUGAAGGAGGGGGUUAUGCCAACCUUUCAGAAACAAUACCCAUUGAGUGAGGAAAAGUUAGAGGGUAUAAGGCCGCAAAUUGAGAAAUACUUACAGAUGGGAAUUCUUAGGAAGAUUGUCAGUCCCUGGAAUACACCGAUAAAUCCCGUAAAAAAAAAUAAUGGCACAUGGAGAUUUGUACAGGAUCUAAGGAAGGUAAACAAGGCAAUUAUCCCACUUCCCCCCUUGGUGGCAGACCUUACAGCUGUGUUUGGGGCCAUUCCUGCGGGAUCCAAAUACUACACUGUAGUUGACCUCAGUAAUGCGUUCUUUUCCAUACCAGUGGCUUGGGAUGCACAAAGUCUUUUUGCUUUUCAGUGGGCUGAUGAUGGUCAGGUGACUUGGACCCGUCUCCCACAAGGUUUUGGGGAUAGUCCAGCAGCCUUUUCUAUUGUAUUAAAGGCUACAUUGGAAGAUUGGGAACCAAAGAGGGGAUCCACCUUAAUACAGUACACAGAUGACCUUUUACUCUCCAAUUCGGAGUUAGAAGCCUGCGAAAUAGAUUCACGGAGUUUAUUAGACCACUUGGCAAGCAAAGGACACCUGGCCUCGAAGAAGAAAAUCCAAUAUGCAAGUACCCAGGUAGAGUAUCUGGGGUGCAUAAUAGAGGCAGGAGAGAGAAAGAUCUCACCCGCUAGAGUCAAGGCAGUGACCUCCCUAAGCAGGCCAGGGGACAAAGCUACAAUGCUGUCCUUUCUAGGGUCAAUAGUGUAUUGCAGGCAGUGGAUCCCUGAUUGCUCCCAUUGGGAUUCAAUCCUAAGGAAAACUACACUCACAGAAGCACCAAAGGUAGUGGAGUGGACAGAGGACAGAGUAGAAGCCUUUGAGAGAUUGAUUCGGUCCCUGACCCAAGCCCCAGCCUUGGCCCUGGCAGAUUAUGGAAAACCAUUCCAAUUAUACUGUGUGGUAUCAGGAGAAACCUAUGCAGCGGUUUUGACACAGACACAUGGGGGAAGAAACAGGCCAGUUUCAUACCUAUCGAGAAAAUUACCUCCUGUAGUUCUUGGAAUGCCUCACUGUCUCCAAGCAUUAGCAGCCGCGGCCAUGUCAGUAAAAGAUGUUACUAAGAUAGUCCAUGGAAAUGUAAUGGAACUUUUCACCACUCAUACAGUUUUGUCCCUCCUUCAAAACAUGACCACACAACACAUGACAGCUCAGAGACUGUCCGGAUAUGAGACCAUAUUACUCAGUACGGCAAACCUGGUGAUAAAGACAUGUCCAGACACCUCACCAGUGAUAAGAUUUUUGCAUACACUUUUGAGACUUAAGUGUGAAGGUUCUGACGAACAAGUAGACCCAACACCUGAACACAGAUGUGAUGAAGUGAUCUUGUCAUGCACAACACCUAGGAAAGAUUUAAAGGACACGCCACAGACUGACAGUAUAGAUGUUUUUGUGGAUGGAUCAUGCACAAGACCAGAUGACAGGACAUAUCAAACAGGUUACGCAGUAGUCAUGCUCCCAAAUCAAGUGAUAGAAGCUGAACCAAUUGUCACAACUUCGGCACAACAAGCUGAGCUGGUAGCGCUCACAAGAGCCUGUGAAAUAUUCGCAGGACACAAAGUGAAUAUUUAUACUGACAGUAGCUAUGCAUUUGGAACAGUGCAUGAUUAUGCAUUAAUAUGGAAAAAUAGGGGAUAUAUCUCAGCAGAUGGGAAGCAGAUAGCGAAUCAAAAAUACAUAGAUCACCUGCUACGUGCAAUUCAACUGCCAGAAGCUAUAAGUGUGAUAAAAGUGAAAGGACACUCUGCAAAAGGAGAUUAUCAAGCCAUGGGAAACAACUUAGCAGACAGAGCAGCGAAAAUGGCAGCCAAGAGAGACACGAGAAGGGAAAGUAAGUUAUUAUUCAUGACAGAUUUUGAAAGUGAAAACUGGGUGUCAGUAGUAUAUCAACUACAGAAGCAGUCUACCAGUGAGGAUAUCAAGUACUGGAAAUCUCAGGGACUGCAGAUGACAGGUACAGACCCAACUCAUCCAUUCUUGCCCGGAGACAAGGUUCUGGUGAAACAACUGGCUGUCCGCCACAAGACUGGUCCAAUAUAUCAAGGUCCAUUUGAGGUUCUGAGAGUUGCUCGAACGGCUGUCCUUACCGACCAGAGUCCACAGUGGAUACACGCCAGCCGGCUCAAGAAGACACCGGAAGGAGUCCUGAAGGAAUUCCCCGGACAAGCAUGAGUCUUUUGGACAAGAUGCCUUCAAAGGAAAUGACUUUGAUCAUACCCCCAAGCCUGCAAAGUAGAUAUGAGCAAUGGCUAAGAGGCUAUCCUAAACCACUUUGUCCAGAGGAUCCAAAGACUAUGCAGGACUUGUAUGAGGAAGAAUUCAUGUUCAGGGAAUAUACCAAUGAACUAGAGACUGAGGACUUGAAAGAUCAAAACUUUCCUGAACCAUUUAGUAAGCAGAUGA